AUGCAAACUGAAAAGCAGCGCCAGCCGCACCCCGUGCCUGUCGCCGGCUGCCUCGUGGUGGGAGAGCCCUCCCCAACCCCAUUCCCACACCCAGAAGGGGCCGUAUCCUGCCGGCAGCCUUUGCGGGAGGAGGUUCACUGGAAGUUGGUGGGGAAACGUCGGGGGAGCGAGGCGGGACAAGGAUGCUCCGAUGCCUCCCCAUCCGCCUCGGAGCAGCGAUACCUCUUUGACAUCUCCAGCCUGCCUGAGGCAGAGGAGGUGACGGGCGCAGAGCUGCGGAUCUUGCGCUCCCUCCCUGAAAACCGGAGCUUGGCGCUGUCCCCCGAGGGCACCUUCCACCACCUCCUCCUUGCCCACUGCCCAGGCCGGGACGGCGAGGAGCCCCGGCUGCUGGACUCCAGGGCUGCAGACAUUUUGGACACGGGCUCCACCAGAUGGGAGGUGUUUGAUGUCUGGGAGGCCUUGCGAGAUCAGAGGGAGAGGUCGCUCUCGGGAAGGCUGCUGUGCUUCCAGCUGAGGAUCGUCUCAGAUCAGUCGGGGCAGCUCCUGCCCCCCCGGCAGCUGGGCUUCGGCAAACCCCGGCCACAGCCCCAUGAGCGAGCCCUGCUCGUGGCCUUCUCCCGCACCCAGAGGAAGGAGAACCUCUUCAAGGAGAUCCGGGAUAAGAUCAAGGCCCUAGGCAGCCCCCCCUUCCUGGAGCCCCCCGAUCCCGGCCAGGAGGCGUAUCCCAAGCGGAGGAAGAGGAGGACCACCAUUGCCGCCCGGUCUGGGGGCAGAGGCCACGGGAAGAAGGCGAAGACUCGCUGCAGCAGGAAGCCCCUGCACGUGAACUUCAAGGAGCUGGGCUGGGAUGACUGGAUAAUCGCCCCCCUGGAUUACGAGGCUUAUCACUGCGAGGGGGUUUGCGACUUCCCCCUGCGCUCCCACCUGGAGCCCACCAACCAUGCCAUUAUCCAGACCCUGAUGAACUCCAUGGACCCGGAGUCCACCCCCCCGAGCUGCUGCGUGCCCUCCAAGCUCAGCCCCAUCAGCAUCCUCUAUAUAGACUCUGGGAACAAUGUGGUUUACAAACAGUACGAGGACAUGGUCGUGGAAACGUGUGGCUGCAGGUAG
Molecule: messenger RNA, 1113 nt
Organism: Pseudopodoces humilis (Tibetan ground-tit)
Lineage: Eukaryota; Metazoa; Chordata; Aves; Passeriformes; Paridae
Source: RefSeq, a predicted model, not a curated record